Molecule: messenger RNA, 1396 nt
Organism: Neurospora hispaniola
Lineage: Eukaryota; Fungi; Ascomycota; Sordariomycetes; Sordariales; Sordariaceae
Exons: 1
Coding region: 147-1286 (379 amino acids)
Source: RefSeq, a predicted model, not a curated record
GACGAGUUGACGACAACACGCCAUUUUGGAAAGGAACGCGACCUAUCGUUGUGAUCUUUCUCGACACAAAACCAUCCCAAUCACCCAAAGCAACUUCAUUCAACCUUCAUAUCUGUCCACGGAAACAACAACAAGAAAAAAGCACCAUGCCUCCUCCCAGGCGCGGCGCGGAUUUGACCCUCUGGGACUGCUUCCAAAUCGCCGAUCAACAUCGCGUCGGCCCCUUCGCGCACCAAUACUACUCGCCCAACUAUGUGGAAGAAUACGACUGGAACCAAUUCGAUCCCGACUACUUUUCCGGCCCUGAGUUCCAGUCGCUCCCCCUUGAGGAGCAGUUUUGUCAUUUUCCCAAGGGCAUUGUGGAAAAUGUGGACAACUACCUCGACGGCAGAGCCUUGAAUAAAAUGCUGGCUUACAUGGGCGAGUCCAGGGGCGACAGAUACGUGAGCUGGCUGGUUGAUCAUCAGCGCGAGGCAUGGCGCAUUGCGAAGCGGUUUAAUCUGAGACUAGAAUCAAGGAGGUCACAGUUAGAGAGGGAGUUGGGGGAGGAGGAAGUGGAAAGGAUAAGGGGGGCGAUGCAGGCGGAAAAGGAGAGGAAGAAAGCAGUGGCGAGAGAGAGGAGAGAGAGGAAACUCAGGGAACGACAGAGAGAAUUAACAAAGCAGCGGGCGGAUGAACAGCAAAAAAAGCUACGAGAGGAGGAGGAGGAGAGGAAGAGGAGGAUUGCGAAGGAAGAAGACAUACGGAAACAAGUCGAGGAUGAAGAAGUGAGAGUUCGCCAGGAGCUGGUUGCAGACUUAAACAGCGGGGCUUUAAUCUUGAGGCAACAAAUUGCAAGAUUCUCGGCCAGCGACGAGUCUGUGACUAUUGGGGAUUGUGAGGGACUCACCGCCCAAAUUGGGCGGUUCAUCCGGCUCUUUACGCGGCGUCUAAAAGCGCACGCUGAGUCGCAGGUGGGGGAGGUCGACUGGAGGGUGGUACGGGCAGCUGUCGAUGGUGUUAUCAGCGUGCUCGAGCUAAUCUACUUUGAAGAUGUCACGGACAUCCAAAGAAACUCACACGUGGACUGGAAGGAUCCAAAUGUCUUGUUCCACGUCAUGAUGAGCGGUGUUAAGGAAGGAUGGGCUUCUUUAUUGCGCAGUUUGUGUGAGAUCAGAGUCAAUCUCACGGUGCAUUGGGUCCGCCCGGGAGAUGACAUUUACGAGAGGUUGCGAGCGGUGCUUGUGAACAUGGCUAGGCAUGGAAUGAGUGACGCGUGGGAGUUGGCAAAUGAACUUGAUAUCUGAGUGCGACUUUAGAGAAGUGGAUGUGGAUGAAUUCCUGCUUGUAACCCUCACAAAGGGAACCUAACUUUUUGUUCUGUCUUUACACUCAAAAUUCGUAUACUGUUUCCAUG